Messenger RNA from Brettanomyces nanus, 1347 nucleotides. It is a transcript of the gene TUB1, whose product is annotated as alpha-tubulin. Lineage: Eukaryota; Fungi; Ascomycota; Pichiomycetes; Pichiales; Pichiaceae. The coding region runs from base 1 to 1347 and encodes 448 amino acids. Gene Ontology annotation, molecular function: structural constituent of cytoskeleton; GTP binding. Gene Ontology annotation, cellular component: spindle; cytoplasm; nucleus. The transcript has a single exon. The record is from RefSeq and is a predicted model, not a curated record. Gene Ontology annotation, biological process: mitotic cell cycle; nuclear migration by microtubule mediated pushing forces; nuclear division.
AUGAGAGAAGUUAUUUCAGUUAAUGUCGGACAAGCUGGUUGCCAGAUUGGUAACUCAUGCUGGGAAUUGUACUGCCUGGAACAUGGAAUUACACCGGAUGGAUAUUUACAAGAGGGUUUAACUAAGCCAAAGGGAGGUGAAGAAGGAUUCUCGACGUUCUUUUCUGAGACGGGUGCUGGAAAGUACGUUCCAAGAGCUUUAUAUGUUGAUUUGGAGCCAAACGUUGUUGAUGAAGUCAGAACUGGCAAGUACAAGAAUUUGUUCCAUCCUGAGCAGCUUAUUACAGGUAAAGAAGAUGCUGCCAACAACUAUGCCAGAGGCCACUAUACGGUGGGAAGACAGAUUCUUGAUGAUGUCUGUGACAGAGUCAGAAAAAUGGCAGAUCAAUGUGAUGGUCUUCAAGGUUUUUUGUUUACACAUUCUCUUGGAGGAGGAACAGGUUCUGGUUUAGGUUCUUUACUGUUGGAACAGUUUUCUAACGAUUAUGGAAAGAAGUCCAAGUUGGAAUUUGCCGUUUAUCCUGCUCCUCAGCUUACUACUUCUGUUGUCGAACCUUAUAACACCGUUUUGACUACACAUACAACAUUGGAGAAUGCUGACUGUACGUUUAUGGUUGAUAACGAGGCCAUUUAUGAUAUGUGCAGAAAGAACUUGGGCAUUGCCAGACCAAGUUUCGAAAAUUUGAACAGUUUGAUUGCCCAGGUGAUUUCUUCUGUCACUGCGUCUCUCAGAUUCGACGGAUCUUUAAACGUGGAUUUGAAUGAGUUCCAAACUAACUUGGUUCCAUAUCCAAGAAUCCAUUUCCCGUUGGUUUCGUACGCUCCCGUGCUUUCCAAAUCACGUGCAAAUCAUGAAUCCAACUCUGUCUCUGAAAUCACCGCUGCCUGCUUUGAGCCAGGUAACCAAAUGGUCAAGUGUGACCCAAGAUUGGGUAAAUAUAUGGCUACGUGCUUGCUUUACAGAGGAGAUGUCGUUAAUAGAGACGUUCAAAAUGCCGUUUCAACCAUCAAGGCUAAGAAGACUGUGCAGUUAGUGGACUGGUGUCCUACUGGUUUCAAGAUCGGUAUUUGCUACCAAAAGCCAACACAACCACCUAACUCGGACUUGGCAGAUGUUAACAGAGCUGUUUGUAUGUUGUCCAAUACCACGGCUAUUGCAGAUGCAUGGCAGAAAAUCGACAGAAAGUUCGACCUCAUGUACAAGAAGAGAGCCUUUGUUCACUGGUAUGUUAGUGAAGGUAUGGAAGAGGGUGAAUUCGCUGAGGCCAGAGAAGAUUUGGCCGCUUUGGAAAGAGACUACGUUGAAUUGGGUGCAGAUACCUUCCCAGAGGAGGACGAGGAGUACUGA